Molecule: messenger RNA, 2174 nt
Organism: Amoebophrya sp. A25
Lineage: Eukaryota; Dinophyceae; Syndiniales; Amoebophryaceae
Source: the annotation of a GenBank genome assembly
CAAAGAGAAUCUUCGCAGAAAUUUCUGCGUUCUAACUCAGUGAAUCCAUCUUUUCGGGCUGUCAAGUCCCUUUUUGAGGAGCUUCUACUGGUCAUCGACCAUUUUGACCCGCCAUUGUCCUUCUUGGGGAAAAGCCGUCGAAAUCGUUUCCGCACUUUCGCAUCCCGCUACAAAGAACGAGAUAGCCAACAAAUAUAUGACCUAGUGGACCUGAUUGUGUUUAACGACUACCCAGGCUGGUACGAUCUCUCAACAGACCUGCCCGAGACCGUGAGCAGCUUCAGGCGACUGUCUCUCAUGGGCCACAAUAUCCAAGGUCGCGGAUCGAAGCCAGUUUUGAUGUAUGGCCUACGACUUCUUAGUGAGCAUGAGCAACAGUAGAGGAUACGGAUUUAUUUCGAAUAUUUUGUCAUCCUGUUCUCAUUGUCAAAGUCAAGGUCAUGCUCAUGUUCACAAUGAAAAACGUAGAGUCGUCAAAUUUGUGAUAUCGAUCACGAUGACGGACCAUGAUGAUAAACAGCGUGAUUACAAGUUGGAGCGUCAUGAUACAUUUUGGUUCAGUAGUUGGUUUGAGUAGACGAGUGUCAUAUUUCCGGUCUCAGAGAACGGCCUCGAGACUCUUCAUUCUUUCGGCGAGACCGGCGGCGGUGCCUUCGUGGGCUUCCUUAGCGGCGAUGACGCGCUUACGUGGAGCGAGGAGCGACAGGCAUUGAUCCUCGGGUUAGCCAUCCUAGCUUCUGCCUUUACCGAGGCAGCCUUUGCCGGCUUUUGCGUGUGGCAGUUGGCGGAUCAAUUUGUGAAUACGCUCAACGUCGCUUACGAAAAUGUGGCUGCGAAGGUGUUUGGGAUCACCACAGCGAUCGAAACUACGGAGUGGGAACGUAAGGAGCAUCCCUUCGCGUUUCGGCCAAACGGCCUGAACAACAAGGGCCUCCUGUCACACGAUCGACGCUAUCAGAAACUCGCAUGGGAAGUCGUAAAAGCGUUGUAUCACCCAGAGACGACCUUCGACAUGGCGUUUGAAGUAUUGCAGCAGGUGUCGGCAAAAGUAAGCCGCGCAAAACACGGGAAAGGCAUUAUCUUGAAGAACAGUUGGACGCAGAGUUAUCUAGCUGUGCAUUGGUGGAAUGAUAUGGACCGACACGCGCCGAGCCAGGAGCUCCUACAAAGCACUACCGACAAUUUUCAGCACCUACCUGCGGGCGGACCCGCAGGAGUGGGAGAAACAUCUUCACAUGAACAAGAAGUCUCAUCAACAUCACCAGUGAUGGCAAUGUUCCCUCCGCCAGCUGCGCUCAAGCUCCAUACGCACACGGACAAGGAACGUGCAAGUGUUUUCGAAGCCGUCGCAAUUCGUGCUGCGGAGGAUCACCUAGCUGUGGCGCUGCGGUUAAUUGGACACCACGACAAACGAACCGAGUUAAUGCAAGGCGUCGAAAAUCCUAAGGACAGCGUCAUUUUCGUCGCUGUCGACGAUGUAGUGGUCCCACCAUCAACAGAAUUGGAGGUCGUGGCAGCCGUCAACGAUGGUGGGGUAGCCGCCCACUUUCAAGUUGGGCUGGAGCAAGAGUUCACAAGCGAAACAGGAUUUCGACUGGCCUCGCUAACGACAAGUAUGCGCGGAACUGCAAUCUCUAGUUCUACAUCAACUUCCUUCAACUCAACUACACCGCCCACCUCAUUUUUCUUGCCUAUUGAUAGUUGUGUUUGUUUAGCAAUAGGCGAGUGCACACUUCAGGAGGCUUCCCUCGAGCAGGAGGACAUGAUGAACGGAACGGUAGGCAAAAGUACACCAAUUUUCGAUCCCUGGCAAAGUUCGUUCUUUCCUAUGAGUGCUAAAAAACCACGAGCAUCGCAGAUCGAUUUGCGUGGUCGUAUCGGCUUUUUUGUGAUUGGAGGUGAAUCAGGUAGACGCCCUAAAGGAGAUCUUCAUAUAGCAACUCGGAAAGCGGGCUACGAGCGCGAUGAGAACUCCUGGUAUCUGGGCUUACAAAAGAAUCCACAGGAUCCAAGCGAAUUCUUGUGGGAACUGGACUUCAUCUAGCGGAAUACCCGUGCAAGAAACACCUCGGCGGAGAUCACUCAUGAAGUUUUGCAUUAUAAUAAAUAUAGAUUUAGUCUUCAGGUUUACAGAUACAGUCCUUUUUCUCGCUUCUUUUCUCGCACUACCUAGC